Arabidopsis arenosa is the source of this 1814-nucleotide messenger RNA. Lineage: Eukaryota; Viridiplantae; Streptophyta; Magnoliopsida; Brassicales; Brassicaceae. The record is from the annotation of a GenBank genome assembly.
UAUCUCUCUCUCUCUCCACUCCAAUGGGGACUCUCACCAGCGUCGCUUUUGCAGCUGCCGUUAACAUCAGAUUCCGAUCAUUUCACCGGGAUAACAUUAAGACAACAACAACACUACCCAAAUGGCAAAAGAGACUCUGUUUCUCUUCUACAGAGGAUUCUCAUAGAUUUAGGAUUGCAAAGUGUUUAGGCAAUGAUGAAAACAGUAACAGAGACAACAGUGUCGGAGAUAACGGAGAAACCCACAAGUCUUCGGUUGUUAAAACGGCUUCGCGUGAAGAAGAAGAUGAUGAUGAGACAAGUAACAGUAGCUCUACUACUAGCAGCAGUAACGAGUUCGGUUCCGAGAAGACUUCAAUGCCGUCAACUGUAUCACCUGUUGAUUCAACAUAUAGCAGCUUCCAAAUUGAUUCGUUUAAGUUGAUGGAGCUUCUUGGACCAGAGAAAGUAGAUCCUGCAGAUGUCAAAUUAAUAAAGGACAAACUUUUCGGUUAUUCGACAUUUUGGGUGACUAAAGAAGAGCCAUUUGGGGACCUUGGAGAGGGAAUACUCUUUCUGGGGAACUUGAGAGGAAAGAAGGAAGAUGUUUUUGCAAAACUUCAGAGAAAACUAGUUGAAGUUGCUGGCGAUAAAUAUAAUUUAUUCAUGAUUGAGGAGCCUAACUCUGAAGGACCAGAUCCUCGUGGUGGUGCUCGUGUUAGCUUUGGUUUGCUUCGUAAAGAAGUCUCGGAGCCAGGACCAACCACACUCUGGCAGUAUGUGAUUGCUUUAAUAUUAUUUCUUUUGACAAUUGGUUCCUCUGUGGAGCUAGGAAUUGCUUCUCAGAUUAACCGCUUACCUCCUGAGGUGGUAAAGUAUUUCACGGAUCCAAAUGCUGUUGAACCACCUGAUAUGGAGCUGCUGUAUCCAUUUGUAGACGCUGCUUUGCCUUUGGCAUAUGGUGUAUUGGGAAUUCUUUUGUUUCAUGAAUUAGGGCACUUUCUUGCUGCAGUUCCAAAGAAAGUUAAGCUUAGCAUUCCAUACUUCAUUCCAAACAUUACACUCGGCAGCUUUGGGGCAAUCACACAGUUCAAGUCGAUUCUUCCCGACCGGAGUACAAAAGUUGACAUCUCGCUAGCUGGUCCAUUUGCUGGAGCUGCACUCUCAGUUUCCAUGUUUGCUGUUGGUCUGUUCCUAUCUACAGAACCGGAUGCAGCUAACGACCUGGUCCAGGUUCCCAGCAUGUUAUUUCAAGGUUCAUUACUUCUCGGACUCAUCAGCAGAGCAACUCUGGGAUAUGCAGCUUUGCAUGCGGCGACAGUUUCAAUCCACCCACUUGUAAUUGCUGGAUGGUGUGGUUUAACAACAACAGCAUUUAAUAUGCUUCCGGUGGGAUGUUUGGAUGGAGGAAGAGCUGUACAGGGCGCAUUCGGGAAAAAUGCAUUGGUUACAUUUGGUUUGUCAACCUAUGUAAUGCUUGGACUCAGAGUGCUCGGCGGUCCUCUGGCACUUCCUUGGGGACUCUAUGUACUAAUCUGCCAGAGAACACCUGAAAAACCAUGUCUAAACGACGUGACCGAGGUUGGAACAUGGAGGAAAGCCCUUGUCGGGACUGCAAUAAUCCUGGUGAUUUUGACGCUCCUGCCUGUAUGGGACGAACUCGCAGAAGAGGUAGGCAUAGGGCUUGUAACCACAUUUUGAUGUUGGUUUCUGUCUUUGAGCAGAUGUUGUAGUUAGGGCCAAGUCGCAGCAAAUUUUUGUUUAGGCAAUAUUUAGAUUGCCAGAUAUAAUGAGCCAUGUCUGUACACUGUAAGCUAAUGAAAAGUAUUUACAUGU